This is a messenger RNA of Penicillium coprophilum, 1830 nucleotides long. RefSeq lists its product as uncharacterized. The transcript has 8 exons. The record is from RefSeq and is a predicted model, not a curated record. Gene Ontology annotation, cellular component: membrane. NCBI's taxonomy places the organism in Eukaryota, Fungi, Ascomycota, Eurotiomycetes, Eurotiales, Aspergillaceae. Gene Ontology annotation, biological process: transmembrane transport. Gene Ontology annotation, molecular function: myo-inositol:proton symporter activity. The coding region runs from base 1 to 1830 and encodes 609 amino acids.
AUGCCUGAUCCGACCAGAAAUAAUGCAGUUGGGGGAAUGACCGAGAACGUUACGGGGGAAAUUAAGAACCCCCUCGCUGGAAUCACUCACGAUCAGCUCAUGGCGAAUGUGACCGCCUAUGCUGCCGAAUAUGAUCUUGAGGACAGCUUGCCCCUCUUGAAGAAAGGGGCUUUGGUUGCUCAGUCCCCAGCAAUGAUUGGUCAAAUCUCUCAACUCGAUGAUGAUGACCGUCGUGUUCUCUACGAGGAGCACACUCGACGCUGGAAACACCCGUUUGCCCUGUACUACACCAUAAUCCUGAACUCGAUCUCGGCAGCUAUUCAAGGCUGGGAUCAGACUGGUUCCAACGGCGCUAAUCUGACAUUCGAUGUUCAAUUUGGCAUUCCAAACAACUCGCCUCGAUGCCCUGACCCGGAAACUUGCAAGCGUAACCAGUGGAUUGUUGGUUUUAUCAAUGCGUCCCCAUACAUCACCAUUUGUCUCUUUGUUGCUUGGCUUUCCGACCCCCUGAACCAUAUCCUCGGCCGUCGUGGUACAAUCUUCCUGGCCGCAAUCUUUAGCCUCCUUGCCCCCUGGGCUCCGCUUUUACUCAGCAUUGGGGAAGUCACUGUUCCUGUUUACUCGGCUGAAAGCGCACCCACAAACAUUCGUGGCGGCCUGGUCAUGUCAUGGCAGCUUUGGACGGCCUUUGGUAUCUUUCUCGGAACGUGUGCUAAUCUCGCUGUGGCCAAAACCGGUGAUAUUGCCUGGCGACUACAGCUAGGCUCUGCAUUUAUUCCAGCCGUGCCACUAAUUCUUGGUAUCUGGUUUUGUCCUGAGUCUCCGCGAUGGCUGAUGACCAAGAAAAACCACAAGAAAGCAUAUGCGUCUCUUCUCAAACUACGGAACAGCCCUUUGCAGGCCGCUAGGGAUUUGUAUCGGAUUCAUGCCCAGCUGGAGAUGGAGAAGCAGUUGAUUGCCGAGUCGGGAUUCUCUAGGACUGAUAACAUGUUCGUUCGUUUUGUCGAAUUAUUCAAGGUGGCCCGUCUACGUCGUGCCGUCCAAGCUUCUGGCAUUGUGAUGAUCGCCCAGCAGAUGUGUGGAAUCAAUAUCAUCUCGUUCUACUCCUCGACCAUCUUCCAACUGGCCGGCGCUUCCAACAUCGAAGCACUUCUUGCAUCAUUCGGGUUUGGUCUAAUCAAUUUCGUGUUUGCCUGGCCCGCCGUAUGGACAAUCGAUACAUUUGGCAGACGAGGGUUGCUACUUUUCACCUUCCCGCAGAUGUGCUGGACGCUGCUCGCAGCUGGGUUCUGUUUCUGGAUUCCCCAAAGCAGCAAUGCGCACAUUGGAUUGAUUGCUUUUUUCGUCUACCUCUUUGACGCAUUUUAUUCCCCCGGAGAGGGACCCGUUCCGUUCACCUACUCUGCCGAGGUGUUCCCGUUGUCCCACCGUGAAGUUGGAAUGGCAUGGGCUGUUGCGACCAACAACUUCUGGGCUUCUGUGCUCUCACUGACGUUCCCGUGGAUGUUGCGAGCACUCACUCCACAGGGUGCCUUCGGGUUCUAUGCCGGCUUGAAUCUUGUUGCGUUUGCUCUGAUUUUCUUGUUUAUGCCAGAGACCAUGCAGCGCUCCCUUGAGGAACUGGACUAUGUCUUUGGCGUCCCGACUCGAACUCACGCCAAAUACCAACUUACCCAGGUCCUCCCGUGGUGGAUCAAGAGAUAUGUCCUGAUGCGUAAGGAUGCGGUCUGCCCGGAACUUUACCAGACCACUCAGGACUACGCCGUAGCUCCUGCUCCAGAGAAGAAUGUUGAUGCCGACAAGGAGGAACGUCACGCCGAACAUGUUUGA